GAGAGAGAGCGGGAGAGAGAGAGAGAGAGAGAGAGAGAGAGAGAGAGAGAGAGAGAGGCAGGACUGGGGCAGAGUUUAGAGCACGUUCAGUUGACAGGCGUCGCCGUUGCUACUCGAUUCCGAUAACAACACAAGCGAAGGCACGGAGCUGUCGCGAGAUACGCGCCUUUAACUGGAUUAAGCCGAGAAAAGCCGUUUUGGACGGACCGAGCUGAAGGCGGAUGAGCGCAGCCCGCGGGAGGGCAAGUGUGUUUCUGCGGCGGCGGGGUCCAGUCAGCGAAAGAUGAACAAAAACCACCGAGUGCCGAGCAACCGAACUCUGAACGCCGUGGAGGUGAAGAGCAAGUUUGGAGCAGAAUUCAGGCGUUUCUCUUUGGACCGGUCCAAGCCGGGACGCUUUGAUGAGUUUUAUGGCUUGCUGCAGCAUGUGCACCGGAUCCCCAACGUCGAUCUGCUUGUGGGUUACGCCGAUGUCCACGGGGACCUACUGCCAAUCAACAACGAUGACAACUACCAUAAAGCAAUCUCCAUGGCAGCGCCCCUGCUCCGUCUCUUCUUGCAGCGGAAAGAGGAGGCAGAUUACUCUGCAUUCGGCACGGACACUGUGACUCGUAAGAAGACCCCGGCGGCGCUCGCAGCGGUCCUCCUUCGACCGGAUGCCAACAAGAAGAAGCCUCCUAUCAUCAUCAGCCUGCCCAAAGAUUUCCGGCCAGUAUCCUCGAUCAUCGACGUGGACAUCCUUCCAGAGACGCACCGCCGUGUCCGCCUCUACAAACACGGUCAAGAGAAACCACUGGGCUUCUACAUCCGUGAUGGUUCCAGCGUGCGCGUUACACCCCAAGGCCUGGAAAAGGUCCCGGGCAUCUUCAUCUCCCGCAUGGUCCCCGGAGGCCUGGCGGAGAGCACGGGACUGCUGGCCGUCAACGACGAGGUGCUCGAAGUCAAUGGCAUCGAGGUGAGCAGAAAGUCUUUGGACCAAGUAACGGACAUGAUGAUCGCUAACAGCCACAACCUCAUUAUAACCGUCAAACCGGCCAAUCAGCGCAAUAACGUGGUACGCAGCAGCGGAGGCGGCAGCUCAGGACGAUCUUCUGACAGCAACACCAGUUUUUAUGGUUACUCGACACUGGGUUCGAUGGCGAUGACCCCGUCCCAUAUUAUCCAGAACUAUGAACCGGACGAGGAGAGCGAGGAGGAGGAGGAUCUGGUGAUGGAGGCGGACGGAGGGGCUAAACUUAUUCCGCAGGCAGGGGCGCGGGCAACAUCCAGCACCAGCAUGCCCGCCUUGCCCAGAUACGAGCCCCACCUCGACCUCCGCCCCUCAAAUGGUACCAUGGCAAGCAGCGCGAGCGCGGGGUCUCUGAAUGCCCGUGACGGGGUAUUAGAAGGGCGAAAUCUAGAGGAGGAGGGCACAGUCAUUACACUGUAAAGACACACACAACAUAUAAUCACACACACAUGCCAAUACAUACUCUUGUGUGCCAUAGGACUAAAAAUGCAUGUCCAGGACCAAAAGAGAAGGCCAGUCACCACAGCACCUUACAGCACUUCUCUAUAACAACAGGACCAAGUAGUUCUCAUCAUCAAACCCGUGGAGAGCAGCACAGCACCAAAGAUAGCUGCUUCUUGAGUAAUAAUGAACUUCCUGAGUCAGUGCGAUUGAAUGAAUGCAGACGGCACCGUAUGAGUCAUGACAAUCCUUUUUUACUUUGACAACCACUCCUUUCAUAGCCACGAGGCUCUAGUGUUAUCAGAGAACAAAAUACAAUGGAUUUUACCCAUCCUCUGCGUUACCAUGGUAACUGAGUCUGUCUGAGCUGCAGAACUUCAGAAGGAACUGAAAUAAGCUCUUCAUCCAUUCCCGUCUGCAACACUAACACUCUCAGCUCAUUCUUUGUGGUAUUCAAGGGAAUCGUGAACCUUUGUCGGGCUUGAGUGAAUGUUUAGGAGAUAUUUUCAUGUGAAUGGACAGUUGUAGACUGCUGCCUCGGUUAAGAUACAGAUGUCUUUUAUUAUCUCAGAAGUUUUUAAUCAUAGCCAAAAAGACAAAUGAUUAAUAUCACAUUUUUCAUACUGAUAUGUUUUAUUGGUAUCACUUAUAUUUCUUUAUGACAAGGGCUAUCUCUUUGCUACCUGUGGUUUAUUUUACCCAUUGAUCUUUACUUGACAACCCUGUCUGGGGUUUUGGAAUACAUAAUUAUCAAUAAUGUUUCAAGGGAGCCCUCUGAUGUGGACACUUGGUAGUUUCAUUUAUGAAGAGCGUCUCUACCGUGACACUUUUCACUAUGGUUCAGCUUGUUAACAUUAGAUAGAUCAGCCAAAAAUGAAAAUUCUGUCAUCAUUUACUCAGAUCUUGUGUCAUUUUAUAACUUUCUUUCUUCUGUGGAGCAUAAAAGCAGAUAUUUCCAUACAUGGAGAGUUCCGGUUGGGAACGUGGUGGUGAGUAAACGAUGACAGAAUUUAAAUUUUUUUUGGGGUGAACUAUAACAGUACAUUUAAUGCAUUAGGUAUCUUAACUAACUAUUAAUAAUAUUUUUACAUGAUCUAUGUUAAAGUUCAUUUCUGCAUACUCUAAUAUUUAUAAGUUUAAAGUUUAAAUAAACAUUUGAUAAUGUAUCAUGAGUCAUGAACAAUAGUAUAUGUAUGAAUCAGCAUUAACCAGGAUUAAGAAAAGCUGUAAAAAUGGUUCAUUUUUGGUUCAUGACACAUAACUCAUUAUUUAAUGUUAACAAAUUGAACCUUAUUUUAAAGUGUUACCUCUUAACAAUAAGUGUUGCAGUCGAAUUAUGGAGAAAACAACCCUUAAUUUGUAGUAAAUUACUACGAAUAUUGAAUAUAUAGCAAAAUAUUCAGUAUCUUCCCCUCUUUGUAUGUAAAGGUUUAAAAAAAUAAUAAUUUGUUUUUCUUUUUUUGUGCAUGUCAGCAGAGUACCAGC
Molecule: messenger RNA, 2935 nt
Organism: Sinocyclocheilus grahami
Lineage: Eukaryota; Metazoa; Chordata; Actinopteri; Cypriniformes; Cyprinidae
Product: partitioning defective 6 homolog beta-like
Exons: 3
Coding region: 284-1429 (381 amino acids)
Biological process (GO): centrosome cycle; regulation of cellular localization; establishment or maintenance of cell polarity
Cellular component (GO): apical plasma membrane; cell cortex; nucleus
Molecular function (GO): protein binding
Source: RefSeq, a predicted model, not a curated record